AUGUCUGGAAAGCUUGACAAGCCCCUCGACGACAUCGUCUCGGCCCGCCGCAAGAGCGCUGGCAACCGCCGCUCCCAGCGCCGCACCGCUGGUCGCACUGCCGCUGCUCCCGCAGGGGGUGUUCACAAGGCAAAGCCUGCCCCCCGUGGUGCCGCCACCAAGGGUGUUCAAGGCAGGACCGCCGGUCCUCUAGGAGAAAGCAAGGUUAUCGUCAGCAACCUGCCCAAGGAUGUCUCGGAGCAGCAGAUCAAGGAAUACUUUGUCCAGUCUGUCGGCCCCAUCAAGCGCGUCGAGCUCUCGUACGGGCCUAACUCUCAGAGCCGUGGUAUUGCCAACGUGUUGUUCCACAAGCCUGAUGGCGCUAGCAGGGCCUUCCAGAAGCUCAAUGGUCUCCUCGUUGACGGUCGCCCCAUCAAGAUCGAGAUUGUUGUCGGUGCCGCCCAGGCUGACAAGGUUAUCCCUCCUGUCAAAACUCUGGCUGAGCGUGCUACCCAGCCCAAGUCUCAGCCCAAGUCUGCUGCUGCUGGAAAGCAGAGCAACAAUGCCGGCAAGGAUGGUGCCAAGGGCAGAGCUGCUGGUAAGGGCCGUCGCGGCCGCAAUGCUCGUCCCACCAAGAAGACGGCGACUGAGCUUGACGCCGACAUGGACAACUAUAUGGCGGAUUCUACUAGCAACAAUACCACGGCCGCUGCUCCAGCCACUGGCCCAGCCGCUAACGGCGACUCUGCCAUGGCGGAUGAGAUCAGCGUAAGUUGA
Messenger RNA from Beauveria bassiana ARSEF 2860, 756 nucleotides. RefSeq names its product RNA recognition domain-containing protein. Bases 1 to 756 code for a protein of 251 amino acids. The record is from RefSeq and is a predicted model, not a curated record. The transcript has 4 exons. Lineage: Eukaryota; Fungi; Ascomycota; Sordariomycetes; Hypocreales; Cordycipitaceae. Gene Ontology annotation, cellular component: nucleus. Gene Ontology annotation, molecular function: mRNA binding. Gene Ontology annotation, biological process: mRNA export from nucleus.